This is a messenger RNA of Bactrocera dorsalis (oriental fruit fly), 3496 nucleotides long. RefSeq names its product protein spaetzle 4 (gene spz4). NCBI's taxonomy places the organism in Eukaryota, Metazoa, Arthropoda, Insecta, Diptera, Tephritidae. The record is from RefSeq and is a predicted model, not a curated record. Gene Ontology annotation, biological process: central nervous system formation; innate immune response; regulation of Toll signaling pathway. Gene Ontology annotation, cellular component: extracellular region. The coding region runs from base 850 to 3294 and encodes 814 amino acids. The transcript has 4 exons. Gene Ontology annotation, molecular function: Toll binding; growth factor activity.
UUCUGCUUUGACUCAGCGCUGCCAUCACACUUGCUUUAUGGCUUAUGGUCUGUCUGCGCUGUUUGGUUUGGUGGCGUUUGGUGUUUGCUGCUGCUUGCUGCCUGCUGCCUGCCAUUCGGUGUUGAUGAUGUUUUCGCCGCUGGUACGGCGCACAGUUGUAAACGUGAGUGCCAAGCGUGUGAACGUGAUUUUCUUCUUCGCCUUGUUUUGUUUUUGCUUUCGGUUACUUAGCCAAGCGUCGCGUACUACAUUUGCCAUUUAGUUAUUCUGUGAACUGCUAGCAGGAAGUGUUCAUGAAAUAUAAAUCGGCCGAAGAUAAAACGGCAACAGCAGCAACAACAGCAAUAGCAAAAACAACAGUAUCAACGUUAAAUAAAUUAAAAACUCAUAAAAGGGAAUUAAGGUGGCAUAUCUGCGCAUGUGUACGCACGCAUACAACGGUGUGUGUGUAUGUGUGUGGUGCGUUGCAGUGAAAUACAAUUAAGCGCUGAGGCGAUGUGUGCAUUUAGAAAUAUAACAAAGUUGGUGAAAUUCAUAUUUUGUUGUGUAAGUGUUGUUGCACGUGAGAAAAGUGCAUAAAGUGCUUCGAGAAAACGUUUAUUUCAUUCAAAGUGAAAUACGUGCAAUCUAUAAUUAAUUGGCUGCCUGCAGCUAGAGCACAGAACCACACAAAGCAACACGUCCAAGUGAACACACAACGAAACAGUGUAACAAUUGCAAUAUCUUAGCUGAAAAAGGUGCAUUUGCACAAAGAAAGUGUUAAUAAUAAAGCAAUAAUAAUUAAAAGCCAGCCACCCGACAGCGUCAACAGCUGGAGCACAGCGGUAAUCACAGUAAUCGGCCGGCACAAUGGAAUAUAUAAAUAUGGAUAAGCGAUUUAAAAUCUCGAAAACGUUAAUUACAAAUAUCAUCUUUCUUUUGGUCUUCAUCGUCGCCAUCAGUGCACAAACUGCGGGUUUCGGUUUUGAUUCCGCCAACUCGUGCAGCACACAAGGAACUAAGCUUUCGCGACGUGGCAGAGCACAGAUGUUAGCCACCAUACCUUGCGAUCUGACACGACAAGCCUACUGUCAUCUACCCGGUUCGGCAUAUCCUUGGCAUGCGGUACGUCGUUUCGUACACGAAAACCAUGGACUCAUGAAACGCAUGUAUGGUGAUGUGAAACAUAUUUCGGUGUUGCGCGAUGAGAUACUCAACAACGAGAUCGAUGUAGAUGAUGUCGAAGUGGCCGCCGAACGUUACUCGAAGGAGCCGCAUAGAGCACGCGCGGCUAAAUACAUGCAAGCGCCGCGGGAGGAAUAUGGUAGUAUUAAAAACAAUGAUGUAGUGAUGGAACCGCAUUUUCGACCGGUCUCCACAACAACAACUACAACAACAGCCGCGCCGGACGAAAUAAAAGACGAAACUGGCAGUACAACCAGUGAGGCUAGCGUAGUGGAAGCGAAAAUGGAAGCCGAAGAGCGACCAGUGAAACCUCCGAACGGCGCAUUAAGACGUAGAAUUAACGGCAAUUCAAAUGGUGGUGGACAUAGACGGCGUGUCAAUGUUUAUGUUAACCGUAAUAGACCGACACAUUCAUCGUUACGCCGACGCACGACCACAACAACCACCACAGAAGAACCGCCGUCGCUAGUGGAAAAUGUAGAACAACCUGGAGAGUUGAUAUUACACGAAGAAACUAUACUUGCAAUACCCGAAGACGAUGGUAAUCUCGCAUCGAAUAGUGUCUAUGAAAUCCCUACACUACAGGACGCGGCAAUGCACAUCGGCGACAACAUACAGAUCAUCGAAUCACCACAACUCGGACAAAUGCAAAAACCAUUGACUGAAGAAAGAAAUAAUUCCGAGACAGCCACCAUAUCGACCACACUAAAGGUGGUUUCCACACCUGCAACCAAUAUGCGACCGGCAGCCGGUGCAAUACCGGCCUCACCGGCGCCGGUGGCGCCCACACCACUGCAACAACAACUGAAACCACAAGUGGAACGUCAACGACCUGGCCAACAGCCAUCACAAAAACUCAAACUGCAACAAGUGAAUAAACCGCAGCCAACAAAUGCCGAUACGAGCGGCAUAAAAGAAAGUUCGAUAUUAAAAUCAAAACCAACCAACGAAAGUGAACGUCCACAAACCGCCACGGCAAUAGCACCCGUGUACGACAACAACAACAGCGCCGCUACACAAACACUGAAAGCGGCGAACGACGAUACAGACGUCACAACGGACGCCGAUAAUGGGGCGACGCUGUCAAGCAUUGGCGCUACGAACGCGAACGCCGCAACGGACGUCACAACAACCGUGACGGCAACAGCGACGGCAACCGCAACAUUGGCAAACAACGCACAGCUGAAAUACGAGCUGACUAAAAACAAAAAUCAACAAUUUAACGGUGAGAAUAAAGCCGAACUGCCGGCAGCAGCGACGACAGUCGAGCAAACACCACCAACCACAGUCGCAACAAAGCUCACAUCCACACAAGCCGAACUAUCUUCGGCUGCUAAGACUACAAGCGCACCAAGUGUUGCAACAACCGGUGCAGAGGCAGCACCGUCAGCGCCACACACGGAACUGCUUGCCGGUGAGAAAAUUCAGAGACCACAGCUAGCGCCACAACGAGCACCGCAAGCUACUCCAGCGCAGACUACACCAGUCAGUGCUGCAGCGGCUGCGUCAACGAAACCAGUGCUACGCGACGGUCAAUUGUAUCAAGAUGCGCUCAAGCAAGAGGUGAAACCGGCUCCCAAUAUGCGCGGCAUUAAUGCCUGUCCCGUAAAGGAGGAGGUGGUCGCGCCCUUUUGGGCCAACAACACACGCGGUGAGGUGUUGGCUCUCCUAAAUCUCUACCCCUUCGAGCAGUAUGUGCAUUGGGAGAAAUGUACGCAUGAGAAUCGGCAGAUGUAUUGUCGCGAGGGUUGCCGCUGUGAACAACAAUAUCGGCUACAUCGUUUAUUAGCCUACGAUCCGCACAAUGAAUGUCGCGGCAUUUUCUCUGAUUGGUUUCGUUUUCCCUCAUGCUGCAUCUGUAAAUGCUAUGGCAUACCAUCGGAGUUUCGCGCCACAUCGCGUAGUCCGCGUUCCGAACGUAUGGAUGAUUUUGAGACUGUGGCGGAAGAAAGCGAUUUCGACGAUGAUAAUGAUGGCGCUCAAGCCGAAGAUUCAAUGGAAUCGGUGGGAGACCAACACUCACAACAUCCGCUUGAUGUUGCUGAGCGAUUGGUGAGACAAGCGAUCUACGAACAUGCAACCGAGGAUUGGUACCGACCGAAGGAUGAAUUCGAUUUUUAUGAAGGUUAGAUUUAGUGUGUGAUGGCAACAAAGACAGUAGCAAAAGCUGCCUAAAUUCAUUAGUUUCUAUGAAAUCAUAUUUAUUGGAGUUUUGUUGGAAGGAGUUAAGGUUUUCAGUAUAAAGUAAGUGGAAACUUAGCUCAGAAAAUAAGUGGUUUGAAUAGUAAAAAGUAAGGGAAGUGACAAUAAAAUGUUGGAUGCAAAUUUGUGG